Molecule: messenger RNA, 3339 nt
Organism: Adineta ricciae
Lineage: Eukaryota; Metazoa; Rotifera; Eurotatoria; Adinetida; Adinetidae
Source: the annotation of a GenBank genome assembly
AUGUCAACAAAAGCUAUUUAUGAAGCAACCGGUAAAAAACUUUUAAACAAGUAUCUUGGUUCAACUGCAGCCGAAUGUCGCUGCGUGAGCGUUGAUGCCAAUACUAACUGGAAUGAUCUCAUCGCAAACAAUCGUUGGUUGGAAAGUGAGCGAUUAGUGGUUAAGCCUGAUCAAUUGAUUAAGCGACGUGGAAAACUCGGUCUUAUCAAAGGUGAUGUCACUAUUCAAGGAGCAAAAGAUUUCAUCUCGGAAACACUUGGCAAAGAGAUAUCGAUCGGUCAUACAACAGGAAAAUUGAAACACUUCAUCAUUGAGCCUUACCUUGCACAUGAGAAAACCGAUGAAAUGUAUAUCUGCAUUUACUCGAAUCGUGAAGGAGAGGUUAUCCUUUUCCAUCACGAAGGUGGUAUUGAUGUCGGUGAUGUUGAUUCGAAAGGUUUACAGUACUCAAUUCUGAUUGACGAGUCAUUCGAUGAUAAGAAAAUGGAAACAGCUUUAUUAAAACACGUUCCUGCUGAUCGACGAGUACAUUUAUCAGCAUUCAUCAGCAAAUUGUUUCAAGUUUAUAUGGAAUUACAAUUUACAUAUUUAGAAAUCAAUCCACUAGUUGUUACAUCCAAUACAGUUUAUGUGCUUGAUCUUGCCAGUCGUCUUGAUCAAACUGCUGAAUAUUUGUGUGCAUCCAAAUGGGGCAAUAUUGAAUUUCCACCGCCCUUUGGGCGAGACGCUUAUGCUGAAGAAGCUUAUAUAGCUGAACUCGAUGCCAAAUCGGGCGCGUCAUUAAAAUUAACUGUUCUUAAUCCUAAAGGUCGGGUCUGGACAAUGGUCGCUGGUGGCGGAGCAUCAGUUAUCUACAGUGAUACUAUUUGCGAUAUGGGCUUUGCUGCUGAAUUAGCUAACUACGGCGAAUAUUCAGGUGCACCAAGCGAACAACAAACAUAUGAGUAUGCGAAAACGAUUUUAUCAUUGAUGAUCAAAGAGAAAAAUCCUGAAGGAAAAAUCUUGAUUAUUGGCGGUGGUAUUGCCAACUUUACCAAUGUGGCUGCGACGUUCAAGGGCAUUGUCAAAGCCUUAAGAGAAUUUCGCGAUCAUCUGAUCGAAUCCAAAGUGUCAAUUUUUGUUCGUCGUGCUGGUCCAAACUAUCAGGAAGGCUUACGUGUUAUGCGUGAAGUCGGAGCAUCACUUGGCAUUCCUAUUCAUGUCUUCGGGCCGGAAACACACAUGACAGCUAUUGUUGGCAUGGCAUUAGGAAAACGUCCUAUUGCCCCUCCUGAACAUGCAGAAUUAACUACGGCAAAUUUCUUACUUCCAACUAGUGUCAAUAUUCCUAUACGCGACAUGAGUGAACAGCAUACGACAAAAUUUGACGAAGAACGUAAACGACUUAAUAAAUCCACAAGUCUCGAUCAGGAAUCAGCCAUGAAAAGUGACGAUUCCAAUACAGCUACGAAUGCGUCAUCUACAACAUCGAAAGUUAACGAUGAUAUAAGAGGACUCAAUUUGGCUCGACCACUAUUUUCGAAUACAACAAAAGCUAUCGUCUGGGGCAUGCAAACAAAAGCAGUUCAAGGUAUGCUGGAUUUUGAUCAUGUAUGCCGUCGAUCACACCCAUCAGUCGUGGCAAUGAUUUAUCCAUUUACCGGUGACCAUAAACAAAAAUUUUAUUGGGGCCAUGAAGAAAUUCUUCUACCAUGUUAUAAAAACAUGGCUGACUGUAUGAAACGACAUCCAGACGCGGAUGUACUUAUUAACUUUGCAUCAUUACGCUCGGCAUACGACAGUACAAUGGAAACAUUAAAAUAUCCACAAAUUCGCUCAAUUGCAAUUAUUGCUGAAGGCAUUCCAGAACAGUUAACAAGACGUAUGUUGCGUUUAGCAAACAAGCAAAAUGUUUUUCUUAUCGGACCGGCUACUGUGGGCGGCUUAAAAGCGGGUUGCUUCAAAAUUGGACAUACUGGUGGUAUGCUUGACAAUAUUCUCAUGUCGAAACUCUAUCGACCAGGAAGUGUUGCAUACGUCUCUCGAUCAGGUGGCAUGUCCAAUGAAUUAAAUAAUAUCAUUUCACGUAAUUCAGACGGUGUUUACGAGGGCAUUGCCAUUGGCGGCGACCGUUAUCCGGGUACGACAUUUACUGAUCAUAUAUAUCGUUAUGAAGAUGAUCCUGAAGCAAAAAUUAUUGUUCUUCUCGGUGAAGUUGGUGGUAUCGAAGAGUACCAUAUCUGUGAGGCAAUCAAAUCAAAACGUAUUAAGAAGCCACUGAUUGCUUGGUGCAUUGGUACAUGUGCGUCAAUGUUUACAUCUGAAGUGCAAUUCGGUCAUGCUGGUUCACAUGCUGACAAUGACCGGGAAACAGCUAUUGCCAAAAACAAAGCUUUACAAAAUGCCGGUGCCUACGUACCGAAUAGUUUUGAUGAACUUGGUGAUCUAAUUCACGUGGUAUUCGAAGAACUUAAAAGAUGUGGUCAGUUGACACCGAAACCAGAUGUAUUACCACCUUCUGUGCCCAUGGAUUAUGACUGGGCUCGAGAAUUAGGUUUAAUUCGUAAGCCGGCUAGUUUCAUGACAAGUAUUGUUGACGAUCGUGGUCAAGAAUUAUUAUACGCUGGCAUGCCCAUCACCGACGUCAUCAAAGAAAAUAUGGGUAUUGGCGGUGUACUUAGUUUACUUUGGUUUCGCAAACGUUUACCAAAAUAUGCAACUGAAUUUCUUGAAAUGACAUUGAUGGUUACUGCUGACCAUGGGCCUGCUGUUAGCGGUGCACACAAUACAAUCGUAUGCGCACGUGCUGGUAAAGAUCUGGUUUCAUGUUUAGCUUCCGGUUUAUUGACAAUUGGUGAUCGGUUUGGUGGAGCACUUGACAAUGCUGCAAAACAGUUUAGCCACGCAUUUGAUACAGGUUUACAUCCAGCAGAUUUUGUCAAUAAAAUGCGAAAGGAAGGAGAAUUGAUUAUGGGUAUCGGUCAUCGAGUUAAAUCGUUGAAUAAUCCUGAUAUGCGUGUUGUUCUUCUCAAGAAAUUUGCCAAGGAACAUUUUCCAGCAACUCCGUUACUCGAUUACGCACUUGAAGUUGAAAAAAUUACCGUUAGCAAGAAACCUAAUCUGAUUUUAAACGUUGACGGUUGCAUCGGUGUAGCUAUGGUUGAUCUCUUACGCAACUGUGGUUGCUUUACACAUGAAGAAGCAUCUGAAUUCAUCGAAGACGGAGCAUUGAAUGGGCUCUUUGUUCUUGGUCGAAGUAUGGGAUUUAUUGGCCAUUUUCUGGAUCAAAAACGUCUUCGACAAGGUCUCUAUCGUCAUCCGUGGGAUGAUAUCUCCUAUAUUUUACCGGAGUCGAUGUAA